Molecule: messenger RNA, 3740 nt
Organism: Anthonomus grandis grandis
Lineage: Eukaryota; Metazoa; Arthropoda; Insecta; Coleoptera; Curculionidae
Product: putative nuclease HARBI1
Exons: 2
Coding region: 2539-3561 (340 amino acids)
Source: RefSeq, a predicted model, not a curated record
UAAGAUUUCUUAUUAAAGAUAUCGUUAUUAUGUCCAAUGAUCUUUAUCGUUAAAAUAUCCGUUUAAUACCUUCUGCUAUAGAUAUUAUUUGGCUUAAUACGUUGAGUGCCAUGACGAAUUCCGGAAAACCGCCCUAGGAAACCAACUUCAACCAUUUAACAUAACAUAUUGUUUUAAAUGUUUCUGACAUAUUUUUUGUCUCGUAAACUGACUUUGACUAUUUCUAAGCUCACUAGUAGCUGUCCAGUAAACUGUACAUUGGGCUCUAUGCAAAGGUUUCCCCCAUAUAACCCGCCGUCCAGUUAACUGGACAUAUAUUUUUUUACAAAAGAAAAGACAGUAACAAUUUGGUCAGGUGGUUUAAUCAAAAUUUAAAAACACACAUGAUAUUUUAAUAAAUGUAAAUAUAAGUUUAAGUAGAUUUGCCCUCAUGCCAAUCUUUAAAGCAAGGAUGCACACAAAGGCCUGGUUUUUUGCAGGACAGACGGGACAAAAAUAUCUUGUUUUUCUCGAAACUUUUACGGCUGUACACUGGCGACAUCUUCUCAUUGUGUUUUUUUCUUUUUCAGUUGGAGGAUUUGGCUCCAAAAAGUGAAAUUUGCCUCUAAUAUCUGCCUCAUUAUCCAUCACUUGCAAAUUACUUCCUUUGAUAAGGCGCAUAAUAAUCUUUUCUCUAAAGUUUAAAAGUCUUAUAUUUUCCUUUUGGUGAAGAUUGUAUAUAUAACAUGCAUUCAAUAUACAUAAAUCGAGUAAAGAUGAUCUAUAGAUAGAUCGCUGGGCAAAUAAUUGAUUUUUUUUAUAAAAAAAUAUGUUUUUUAUUACUGCAAAAUUGUACAAUAUCUAAUUUUUGUGGUGAUAUUUUACAAAACAAGUGGUGCAAAGCGUAAUGUUACAUUUUUUGCAGUAAGUAAGUGGGCGACUCUUACAAGAGGUGUAUUGGCUUCUCUUUUCCAAAAAAUGCCCCUUUUCAUCAAGUCCAACUUCAUCAGGUACGCGUGAUUUAGAGGUUGAUGGUAAGCUCAGGGGUCUACCUUUCAUAAUACUUUGUCCAUGACCAAGCUUGAGGUAGGUUACUGCAAUCUCGCGCCUAAAAUCUUUUAAAUUUAUUGAUUUCUUCCCAUUGAUUCUUCGGUAAAGCUGCAACGAAUUUAUUACUGCCAUAUCUAUCAUCCUUGUGAAUAAACACCAGUACCACUUUUUGCCUCGGAUGGCGAUGCUAUGCUUCUCCAAAAGCCAGUCAUGGUGAUCCACUCCUCCCAUAUAUUUAUUGUAGUUGUAUAUCAGUCUAGGUUGGGAAACUGGCAUGCGAGCUUUUUCCUUCCUAUUCCAGCAUGGAACUGAGGCUACUGGCUCUACGUGAUCAAAAUUAGUGGCCAUUGAAACACACUUAUUGUCAUUCCAUUUAACAAUUAGUAUUUCAUUUUUGAUGUCGAAUCUAAAAUCAUAUGAUCCACGAGGCAUUUUUUCCAGUUCCUUGGUUGAUUGUAAUGGGCACUGGGCAGUCCGAUUUUCCCUUAUCGUGCCAGUAGCUCUAAAUUUAAAUUCUUUUAGCUUGUGAAAUAGCCUAUGACUUCAAAAAAAAUUAUCAAAGUAGACGGAGUAGCUUUUUGGAUUUUCCGCAAUUGAUAGCAUUUCUACAACUGCCCUGGUACCCAAAGGCUCUUUUUGUUGAUUUUCUUCUUUUCCAGCAUAAAGUGAAAAAGAAAAUCAAUAUCCGUCUUCGCCACACAUUGCCCAUAGUUUAUAGCCAAAACGGAUUGGCUUGGCUCUAAUGAAUUAUUUUAACGAGUGCCGACCAUAAUACCUAACAAUCAUGUCAUCAAUUGACAGAUUUCCUUGAAAAAUUCCGAAUUUUUUAAAAUUAUUAUUAACUUUUUCAAAUAAUGGUCGUAUUUUAAAAUAUUUAUCAUUUGUGUUGUCUUUAGCUUUAGUAUUGUCGACAAAAUGAAUACAUGAUUUUAUUUCCAAGUAGGCAUUUCUACUCAUAGCAUUUUUCACGAUUGAUUGGCCCAAAUCGUCUUCAUCGGACCAGUAAUCUCUUUCAGAGGGUAAAGUAUGAUAGCCACUAAAUAUCAAAAAACCAAUAAAAAUCCUUAUAUUAUCUUUUGAUAUUGUAAAUCCAUGUCGAUUCUUUUGGGUAACAGCAUAGUUAGUAGUUUGUUCCCUUAUCAUGCUGUAAAUUUCAUCAUCGAAAAAGUGUCCAAAUAUGUUUACCGCAGAGGAGUCUUUUAAUGUACCUUUCAUAUCAUUCUCAGCUUAUAAAAAAUCCUGUUCGGCUGUUUGAAGAUUAUGGGUCGUAUGAAUAAAAAUGAGCAUUUAGUAUCUACUCAUGAAUUUGGAGCAAAUACUCCAUGUCAUAUGAAUAAAAAUAGGGAGCAGAUGCUCCACUUGAGUAGGUACUCUUAUGUAUAAUUUGCUGUGAGUUCAUUCUCAGUUUUCCUAUGAAUAAAAAUUUGUUGAUGCUCCUCGGAAGGAGAAUGUACUCCACAAUUUUGGAGUCUGAUAUAUAGCAGACUUCAGUUUGUCUACGGCAGAACUAUGGCUGAGUUCAUUCUUAAUUUGCGUUCUACAAAAUAUUACAAACCUAGAAGGCGUACCUGUGAUCGUGAUUUUAAAGUGUUAUAUCGAUUUACUAGAGAACAUGUAGAGUGGAUAUCAAAUCACUUUUUGGGUACAGAAUCUGGAGAAAGAAGAGGUGGUGCUAUAAAUAACAUUGAUAAAAUGAAAAUAUUUUUGAGAUACGUUGGUGAUCCGGGUUUCCAAUCAGGGGUAGGAGAAGAUGUUGGUGUUCAUCAAAGUUCUGUCUCAAAAGUAGUGACGGAAGUUACUGAGAAGCUAAUAGAAAAAUGUGGUCUGUGGAUAAAAUUUCCUCACACUGCUGCCGACAUAAUAGAGGCGAAACAAAAGUGGCAAUCAAAUUAUUCUUUUCCUUGUGCAUUGGGCGUGAUAGACUGUACCCACAUAAAAAUAAAAAAGCCACCUAUUUAUAGCGACGAAUACAUUAAUCGCAAAGGAUAUCACAGCAUUAAUGUCCAAGCCACAUGUAAUUCAGAUGAGUGGUUUACAAGUGUAGACGCUUCAUGGCCAGGAUCUGUUCACGAUUCACGGAUUUCGAGCAAUUCAAAAAUUUCAAAUAUUGCGAGGAAUGAUUUUCAUAGGUCGCAAGCACUACUCUUAGGAGAUGAAGGAUAUGGUAUAGCACCGUGGCUAAUGGUACCUUUUAGAAAUCCUAAUACACCACAAGAACGUGCUCAUAAUAAUUUAUUUACAAAGGAACGUGUAAUAAUUGAAAGAUGUUUUGGUCAACUAAAACAACGAUUUCCGAUGCUACAAUAUAAAGUGCGGGUAUCCAUAGAAAAAGUUCCAAAAUUUGUCAUAUGCUGUUGUAUAUUACACAAUGUAGCAAAAUAUUUAAAAGAUGAGCUAGAUCCUAUGGAGCUCCCAUUAGAAGAUAUCCCACUUGCGUAUCCGGCAGAAGAGGAGUUGGAUAAUAAUAAUAUUAGAAGAAGCGGGCAACGGAGGCGAUCUGAGUUAGCAGAUGUCAUUCUUGCUCUCGCUUGAAGUGCAUGUUGUACUGUACUAAUAGCAUCAUCAUUUGCUGCACUCGUUUCAGGAGCAGAAGUUGAUUGCCUAGGGAUUGUAUCUUCAUGGCCGAUUUUCGUCUCUGUUUGUUGUAUGCCCACGGAUAAUGCUCCUAAAAUGAAAAAUUAAGUAAAUAUUCAUACAGUUUCUAUAUUAAA